Schistocerca piceifrons (Central American locust) is the source of this 2271-nucleotide messenger RNA. Its product is annotated as neuroendocrine convertase 1-like. Gene Ontology annotation, biological process: protein processing. NCBI's taxonomy places the organism in Eukaryota, Metazoa, Arthropoda, Insecta, Orthoptera, Acrididae. Gene Ontology annotation, cellular component: trans-Golgi network; Golgi membrane. The record is from RefSeq and is a predicted model, not a curated record. Gene Ontology annotation, molecular function: serine-type endopeptidase activity. The transcript is spliced from 15 exons. The coding region runs from base 119 to 2146 and encodes 675 amino acids.
CGCGUCCUUGCUGCUGCCACAGACACCUGUUCAUUAGUGCCGCAGACGCCCACCGCAGCUGUUGUCUUCUGCUGCUACUGCCGCCGCUGCUCUGCUGCCACGGGAGACUAGAUCACAGAUGGCGAUGUGGGUGCAGCUGCUGCUGGCGGUGCUGGCGGGCGCCGGCCUGGCGCACGACGGCGUGCAGAACGCGCUGCACUUCAGCAACGAGUGGGUGGUGCGGCUGGAGGGCGGGCCGCGGGCGGCCGGAGCGCUAGCCCAGGAGCUGGGAUACGUCUUCCUCGGCGCGGUGCCGGGAUUCCCAGACACGUACCGCAUGCUUCGCCACGACCAUCCACCGACGCAGAAGAGGGCAUCGCAUACCAUGACUCAGAGGCUGGCAGCUGACGCAAGGGUGCUGUGGGCUGAGCAACAGUUCUCCAAGAGCCGAGUGAAGAGGGAGGACCUACCAGUGCCCAAACAGUCGGAGAUGCUCUUCAACGACGAGCUCUGGGACCAAGAGUGGUACCUGAGGGACACCCGCACGCGGCCAGACCUGCCCAAGCUGGACCUGCACGUGUUGCCUGUGUACGCGGCGGGCGUCACCGGUAGGGGUGUCCGCGUUGUCGUGCUGGACGACGGCGUGGAGAGGACGCACGACGACCUGCGCGACAACUACGAUCCGAACAUAAGCUUCGAUGCCAACGAUGACGACCCCGACCCGACGCCACGUUACGACCCGUCGGGCUCCAACGCGCACGGUACGCGCUGCGCCGGCGAGAUCGCCAUGGCUGCCAACAACGGCAAGUGCGGUGUGGGCGUCGCCUUCAACGCCCGCAUCGGAGGGGUGCGUUUGCUGGAUGGUGACGUCAACGACAGGGUGGAGGGCGUGUCGCUGGGCUGGGCGCACCAGCUGGUCGACAUCUACAGCGCCUCCUGGGGGCCCAACGACGACGGCCGGACCGUAGAGGGCCCGGGGCGGCUCGCAACUGAAGCCAUCGAGAGGGGCAUCCGAGAGGGCCGUGGCGGCAAGGGCGCCAUCUACGUGUGGGCGUCCGGCAACGGCGGCAGCCGCGGCGACAACUGCAACUGCGACGGCUACAUCAAUAGCGUGUACACGCUGUCCAUCGGGUCGGCGUCGCAGCACGGCCAGUUCCCCUGGUACGGCGAGCGCUGCGCCGCCACGUUCGCCACCGCCUACUCCAGCGGCGCCUACUCGGACCAGAUGAUCGCCACGACGGACCUGCGCAACUCGUGCACCAUCCGGCACACGGGCACGUCUGCCGCAGCGCCCCUCGCUGCAGGCAUCAUUGCGCUCGCUCUGGAGGUCAACCCGGAGCUGACGUGGCGCGACGUGCAGCACCUGGUGGCCUGGACAGCCGAGUGGGCGCCGCUGAGCGACAACCGCGGCUGGUCUCGCAACGCAGCCGGCUUCCGCGUCAACACCCGCUUCGGCUUUGGCCUGAUGAACGCCUUCGCCCUCGUCUCGGCCGCCGCCAACUGGACUAACGUGCCGCCCAAGGCCAUCUGCUCCACCCCCAUGACGCCCACGGACAACACGUCGAUAAGGCAAGGCGUUCUGACAGUGGCGCACUUCCACACGGACGGGUGUGUGGGCACGGAGCGCGAAGUCAAUUUCCUGGAACACGUGGAGUUGCAAGUGAACCUGCGCUACUCCCUGCGGGGCGCCCUCGAGAUAUACCUCACGUCCGCUGCAGGAACGAGAGUGGAGUUGCUGAGCCCAAGGAAACUGGAUACGUCCAACGAAGGUUUCAAAGACUGGAAAUUUAUGUCGGUGUUAACGUGGGGCGAGAGACCAUCUGGAAUUUGGACAGUAGAAAUCAUCGACAGGCAAGGCGGCUCAGCGAACAACAGCGGAGAGCUUAUCUCGGCGUCGCUGAUUCUGCACGGCACCAAGGAUGCGCCUCAACAUCUGAAGAGCGGACCCAGAGCUUACGAUGAUGACUACAACCACGUGCACAGAAAGAUGGCGUUCAUCCAGCCUGUGGAAAAGCGGCUGCCGCUAGACCUUUUGCAAGAGACAGACGCUGCCUUGGACUGGGCCGAUAUCGUCGGCGUACCACUGGCUCUAAGGAGCCAGCCUGAUUUCAGGGAAAUGCUGUUGAGGCUGUGGCUCAGUCGCAUCAAGGACCAGGAGACAGCGUAACAUAUUGAAGACUGCCCCACACUGGAAGAGUAGACUGUACAGUACAAUAACACAAAUUUUUUGCCAGUUGGUUGUAUUAUUGAAAACAUGAAAUAAACAGUAGGUAAUAAAGUGCUAUUUUAAUA